Messenger RNA from Halichondria panicea, 852 nucleotides. Its product is annotated as epidermal differentiation-specific protein-like. Bases 292 to 807 code for a protein of 171 amino acids. The transcript is spliced from 2 exons. The record is from RefSeq and is a predicted model, not a curated record. NCBI's taxonomy places the organism in Eukaryota, Metazoa, Porifera, Demospongiae, Suberitida, Halichondriidae.
GUUGGACACUAUUAUAAUUAUAAUGCAUGCGAGCGAAUCAGCUGACUUUGAACAUGGAUGGGAACAUUAUACUGGUGCAAAGACCACCACUGACAAGAAAUGCUGUCAGGCUUCACAAACCACAUUAUUUUGUUCAAUUAUUGUAUAUACAGUUGGACCAUUGAAUCCUUAUUUGACUAAAGUGGGACAGUAUAAAACAGCAUGAGUUAGGCCACCUCAGAUAUCAAACAACCUUCAAGCCUGGACUACUGUGAUUUCAAGAAACAACAUCUCCUCAAAAACUGUUCAAGAAUGGCCGCGAUUGUCCUGUACGAGCACGCUGGGUAUGCUGGCAAGAGCCUUCCCCUGACCUCUGCAACCCCCGACCUCACUCUUCGCAGCUUCAACGACAAAGUUUCUUCCAUUGAGGUCAAGAGUGGUAUGUGGACUGUCUUCCAGCAUGUCAAUUACGAAGGGAAAAGCCUCACCCUAAGAAUGGGAAAGUACGACAUCGAGUACAUUACCAAGAACCUGGGAAACGAUGUCAUCUCUUCAGCUAGACCUGCUGAAAUAAUCCUGUAUCAGAAUGCCCGGUUCCAAGGUAAAACCCUCAAGUUGAGCGUUGAUACUCAGAGCUUGGUUCCAGAGGGUUUUAACGACAUGGUCUCCUCUAUUGAGGUUACUUGGGGCGAUUGGACGGUGUACCAACACGUUGACUACAAAGGAAAGAGUCUUGAUCUGAAGGUCGGAAGGUAUGACAUGGACUUCAUCACCAAGAAUAUGGGGAACGAUGUCAUCUCCUCUGUGAGACUGACACCAAGUGCUUGAAGAGAACACUAAUUACUGAAAGAACAAUGUGUAGUUACAUGUAUA